This is a messenger RNA of Cooperia oncophora, 984 nucleotides long. The record is from the annotation of a GenBank genome assembly. NCBI's taxonomy places the organism in Eukaryota, Metazoa, Nematoda, Chromadorea, Rhabditida, Trichostrongylidae.
AUGCGACUUCGGAGGCAGAUUUUGAGAAGGGAACUCACGGGAUGUCUCCAUCUAUUGUUUUAUCAGUUCCAACCUCGAGUUUGCUUUCAGAUGGGUUCUGCUGCGUACUACAGUAUCCUUGGUACCUUCAUCUGCACCGGCAUUCUCCUCGGGACCACAUUUUUCGUUGUGUUGAAUAUUGUCAGCGAUAUUGGCGAGUUCCGCUCACAGGUCGAAGAGGAUAUAAGUCAGUUCAAGACCUACGCCGACGAUGCAUGGGCUGUGAUGAUGAUCAAGAACAAGGUUCCGUCAGCUCAACGUUACCUUUAUGACUCCAUUGUCCGUAUCAAAAGACAAGGAUCAUAUGCGGGAGGUUUCGAGUCUGUCAGUGGUACUGUUGAACUUGGCGGCGGCUGUCAGUGCGCAGCACAAGCUUCAGGCUGCCCAUCGGGACCACGUGGACCUCCUGGACUUGCUGGAAUACCAGGAGAAGACGGCACUCCUGGAUAUCCUGGCGCACCAGGUGGUGCGGGUGCUUCCAGCUCUUCAUUCCAUUCAUCAGGUUGCAUUCAAUGCCCCGCUGGACCUCCUGGAGCACCAGGGCCAAAUGGAGCACCCGGUCCAGCUGGAGCCCCAGGAAAUCCUGGCCAAGAUGGACAAGGUGGCGGAGCAGGAUACCCAGGACCAGCUGGACCCGCAGGAGCACCCGGAGCCAAUGGAAACCCCGGCAGACCAGGACAAGACGGAGCGCCUGGAGCUCCAGGAACACGAUCGAAUAGCUAUCCUGGUCCAGCUGGUGCACCAGGACCACAAGGAGCCCCUGGAACACCCGGUCAACCUGGCGGCAGCUAUGGCUCUGGAGCACCAGGACCAGCCGGACCACCUGGUCGUCCUGGCAACCCUGGAAGAUCUGGAAGCCCAGGAGCACCUGGACAACCUGGUGCAAAUGGAGCUCCUGGAUCAGAUGCCGCUUACUGCCCCUGUCCAAGAAGAUCACGUAGUUAA